AUGGGCGGCCGCAACGGGCCUGAGAAGCACCAGCGCGCCGGGGCGCGGCACCGGUCCAUCCCGGAACCACGACCCGGGGGGAAGCGCCCCCCAGGCGAGAGCGGCCCGACCCGUGCCCAGACGUCACCGCCGGCGGCCACUCGGCACGGGAGCGGGCAGCAGACGCAGCCGCUCGCACGGCAACAGGGCAGGAGACGCACGGCCGCGGGGGAGUGGCCACGCACGCACGCACUCGCACGCACACGGGAGCCCCACGUGCCAGACGCCAGCCAGGCCCGGCGGGAUCCUCCCCCGACUCGGAGGGGGGAGGCGCAGGCCGCGGCACCCUCUCGGAUCGCUAGAGAAGGCUUUCUCACCGAGGGCGCAUCGCCCCCACCCAUUCGUCCCCCCGACCGAGCCCCGCGAAACGGCGUCCCAAAGGCCUCCAAGGGCCUGGGGGCAGGGGUGGGUCUGCGGCCAUGCUCCCAUCACCGCCCAGAAGGAACCUCGUGCCUCCACCGGGGCCACGAGAGGAGCGGAGACGGGCACAGCAUGCUGGGCAAAAAUAGCAGCAGCCCUCGGGUGGCCAAGCGCCACAGCGCUGGCCCGGCCCGGCACGAGGGCCUCGGAAAACUUGGUGAGAAAAUCGGGGGCGACGACCAGGACCCCACGCGAGCCCGCGGACGGAACCCUCGCGCCAUCCACGGACUUCCCCGCGAGGCUCAUGCCGGUCCCCAGCCGCCCGGGUGUGACACGGAAUACGUGGCCUGA
Neogale vison (American mink) is the source of this 750-nucleotide messenger RNA. RefSeq names its product basic salivary proline-rich protein 4-like. Lineage: Eukaryota; Metazoa; Chordata; Mammalia; Carnivora; Mustelidae. The coding region runs from base 1 to 750 and encodes 249 amino acids. The record is from RefSeq and is a predicted model, not a curated record. The transcript has 5 exons.